This is a messenger RNA of Cyanistes caeruleus (blue tit), 2248 nucleotides long. The record is from RefSeq and is a predicted model, not a curated record. NCBI's taxonomy places the organism in Eukaryota, Metazoa, Chordata, Aves, Passeriformes, Paridae.
CCCGUGGAGUCCACGGAGCGGAUCCAGCGGCAGCAGCAGCUGUUCGGAGUGGAUUACAAGCCCGUCAUCAGAUGGGAGCAGGUGGUGGAUCUGACAUACUCCCUGCGCCUCGGAGCAAAACCCAGGCCCAUGGAGCAGGAUGAGGCUGCAGUAGAGAAGCUUCGGUUUGUGCCCCCAACAUGGACUUACGAAUGUGAUGAAGACCUGGUGCAUUUCUUAUAUGACCACAUUGGGAAGGAGGAUGAGAACUUGGGCAGCGUUAAGCAGUACGUGGACAGCAUCGAUGUCUCGUCCUACACGGAGGACUUCAAUGUGUCCUGCCUGACAGACAGCCAUGCCGACACAUACUGGGAGAGUGAUGGGUCCCAGGGCCAGCACUGGGUGCGGCUCAACAUGAAGAAAGGCACCAUUGUCAAGAAGCUGCUGCUGACAGUGGAUACCACUGAUGAGAACUUCAUGCCCAAGCGGGUUGCUGUGUAUGGGGGCGAGGGGGACAAUCUGAAGAAACUCAACGAUGUCGGCAUUGAUGAGAGCUAUAUUGGGGAUGUGUGCAUCCUUGAGGACAUGACAACACACCUGCCUGUCAUCGAGAUCCGGAUUGUGGAGUGCAGAGACGAUGGGAUUGAUGUUCGUAUCCGAGGCAUCAAAAUCAAAUCCUCGCGGCAGAGGGACUUGGGACUCAGUGCUGACAUGUUCCAGUUGCCCAAUUUGGUGCGUUACCCUCGCCUAGAAGGGACUGACCCUGACCUGCUGUACCGAAGGGCUGUGCUCAUUCAAAGAUUCAUCAAGCUCCUGGACAGUGUCCUGCAUCACUUGGUGCCAGCCUGGGACCACACUGUUGGCACGUUCAGCAAACUCAAGCACAUCAAGCAGUUCUUGCUGUUGUCCAAGAAGCGCACAGCUCUCAUUACCCAGUGUCUGAAGGACUCAGAGACCAGCAAGCCCAACUUCAUGCCAAGGCUCUACAUUAACCGACGCCUGGCCAUGGAGCACCGGGACAACCCUGCCCUGGACCCCAGCUGCAAGAAUGCUGUCUUCACCCAGGUAUAUGAAGGCCUGAAACCUUCAGACAAGUUUGAAAAACCUCUAGAUUAUAGGUGGCCGUUGCGUUAUGACCAGUGGUGGGAGUGCAAAUUUGUCGCAGAGGGCAUCAUCGACCAAGGUGGUGGUUUUCGGGACAGCCUAGCAGACAUGUCAGAAGAGCUGUGCCCCAGCUCAGCAGACACCCCUGUGCCUCUGCCCUUCUUCGUGCGCACAUCCAACCAGGGUAAUGGCACUGGAGAAGCUAGGGACAUGUAUGUCCCCAACCCCUCCUGUAAAGACUUCCCAAAGUACGAGUGGAUUGGGCAGAUCAUGGGAGCUGCUCUGAGGGGCAAGGAGUUUCUGGUCCUGGCUCUUCCUGGCUUUGUAUGGAAACAAUUAACAGGGGAAGAGGUCAGCUGGAGCAAAGACUUUCCUGCUGUGGACUCCGUGUUGGUGAAGCUCCUGGAGGUGAUGGAAGUCAUGGAUAAAGACACCUUUGAAUUCAAAUUUGGGAAUGAGCUGACCUACACGACAGUGCUGAGUGACCAGCGCAUGGUGGAGCUGAUCCCCAACGGCAGCAACACCGCUGUGCGCUACGAGGACCGCAAGGAGUUCAUCCGCCUGGUGCAAAAGGCUCGGCUGGAGGAGAGCAAGGAGCAGAUCAUGGCCAUGCAGGCUGGGCUGCUGAAGGUGGUGCCCCAAGCUGUUCUUGACCUCCUUACAUGGCAGGAGCUUGAAAAAAAGGUCUGUGGGGACCCUGAAGUCACAGUUGAUGCCCUGAAGAGGCUCACCCGGUUUGAGGACUUUGAGCCACAGGAUACUCGUGUUCAGUACUUUUGGGAAGCACUCAAUAACUUCACCAAUGAGGAUCGCAGUCGCUUCCUCAGAUUUGUCACUGGCAGAAGUCGCCUACCAGCCCGGAUCUACAUCUAUCCAGACAAGAUGGGCUCAGAGACAACAGAUGCUUUGCCGGAGUCAUCCACCUGCUCCAGCACCCUCUUCUUGCCCAACUAUGCUACAGCCAAGGUAUGUGAAGAGAAGUUGCGCUAUGCUGCCUAUAACUGCGUGGCCAUUGACACAGAUAUGAGUCCAUGGGAAGAGUGACGUUGCAGCCUGACCAAGCAGCAUGGACAAUUGUUCAAGAAAACCAUGCAAUGGAAGCAUUCCCUUGUCCCCACGGGAUGUGUAUAUAUAAUAAAUAUAUAGGUGUGAAGUCUGGCUCCCA